Molecule: messenger RNA, 2562 nt
Organism: Polychytrium aggregatum
Lineage: Eukaryota; Fungi; Chytridiomycota; Chytridiomycetes; Polychytriales
Exons: 3
Coding region: 92-2497 (801 amino acids)
Biological process (GO): positive regulation of inflammatory response
Cellular component (GO): cytoplasm
Source: RefSeq, a predicted model, not a curated record
AGUUGCUGUAGCGGCCGCUGCUGAGGAGCAAACUGCAGGCUAUGCAGCGGUGUAUCCCGACGAGGAGGAGCACAGCCAAGCCCAAUUCAACAUGUGGCUUUCCAAGGCUUGGGAGCAUUGCAGUCGAGGCCUAACCAACAGCAUCAAGAUAACAAGCGGUGUUGCUGAAUGCAGCAGUGAGUCGUCCGCAGAAAACCAGUCGAGCGUCUCUGAUGUUCUUCCUCUCCAAGUUGCAUGUUUAUCCGGCACCAUCAAACACAUCCACAAGUCGUCUGCCCGGUUCCUAGAAGGCGCUCAGAACGAGAUCGUGCUUCCGUCUAUCCCAGGAGCACUUCUGAACGAAAUCAUGCGAUAUCUGCGGUUUGCCCACUGCCGGCACAUCUUGGACAACAGCGGCACCACCGCCGGGUUUGCAGCCCCCAGAGUUCCUUAUUGUCCGCCCUUCCCCGCCAUCCUGGAACUUGCCGAGGCUGCCAUCUAUCUCGAGCUGCCCGGGCUUUUGGACAUAUGCAUACGGGAGGCCGUGAAAGGGUUUGAUUCGAUCGAUUCCUUCGGUGAUACGUCCAAGGCCAUUGUCCGCAGCAUCCUGCGGCGAGUGUCGAUCGGAUCGCUGUGCUGGGCCGAACAUUUCUUGAUCCACCACCCAGCGCUCACGCCCAGCCACGACAGCGACCGCCCCGUUAUCGACACCACAUUCAUCUGGAUCCAGAAUUACUUCAAGCUGCUAGAGCAGCCUCCCUUCCGAAGCCGAACGGCCGCGCUCACCCACGACCCGCGCCGGGGAUGCAUUUUGUUUUGGAUUCAGGAGGGCCUUGAAAUCCUUCAGGAGCCCGGCGACUGGGAUCGACUAGAUGAGAUUGUCCGUCUCGAAGCCCCGUGGAUCGACCGCAUCAGGCUCGUACUUCAGCCGGGGCCACUGGCUCGCAGCCGGACCCUUGAUGUCCUUCUUCUCCUCGCAGCCAGAUCGCUGACGACCCUGGAGCUGUCGAUCAACGGCAUGGACGACGAACUCCUGCAGAUGCUGGAGCGACUGGCCCUGUCGAAGCCCCACCUGACCCUCAGUCUCAACAUCAUGUACCGCGGAGCUGUUUGUGAAGCCUUGCGGAUCCUGUUCAGCCGCUUGAUUUCGGAUCGAGUGCUCCGGCUGCGACCCCACGGCUCAACCAUGGCAUCUGCUCUGCGCCCAGGGCAUCCCAAGAUGUCCACUCCGGUCGUUAUGGGCCUAGACAGCAAUGUAUGCUUGACUGGCGGCCGUCCAGCCAAGGGGCAGACACCCUGUCCAACCCAGAGAGAUUCUGCCGAGCAAGAUGGGCCUGCAGCGCCACCCGGAGAACUCGAAUGCAGCCUUGGUGUUCGAUUCUCGCCCACAACCGAGAGCCGCCAGUCGCUUGCCGACGUUCUCGACGUACUGUCGGCCACGCCACUCCUUGCCAACACCGUGGCUCUGGAUCUGUCCAACGGCAGCAUCAACUCGAUACUGUGCGAGUACCUGUCCGAGACGCUCAAGCACAAGGGCUGCUCCCUCCAGACUCUGAAGCUCUCCAACUGCUCUCUGCCUGGAGCCCAAAUCGCCUCGAUUCUCACCUCUCUCGCCCAGGGCCGAUCGCUCUCCUGUCUCGACAUAUCCCACAACAUCAGGGAUCACGAUGCCGGCGGCGCCGAGGCCGGGCGAGCGCUAGCCAUGUAUCUAAGCUCUCCAUCGUGCGCACUUGUGGAGCUCUAUGCGGCUGGGAACGUGUUCUCGACCACGGGCCUGCUGGCCAUCACGGACGCUGUCCCGAUCGCAAAGAAGCUCCGCUUCCUGGACUUGUCUCGGGCCGAGAUGGGUCUGACCCUCAAAAACCUCGCCGAAAAGCUCGCAAGGGUCCACCAACAAAGCCAGAUUGUGCCGAUCCGCCGGCUUGUUCUCUCCCGCAACCGCCUGCUGCCGCGGUCCUUGGGCGACUGCAUCCACCAAAUGUCCGCGAUGAACUUCCUGACACAUCUGGACCUGGCCGAGAACAUGUGCAACGAGUCCGUUGGGCUGGCUCUUGGCAACUACAUCCGCCGAGAAAGCUGUGUUCUUGCCCGUCUCGAGGUCCGUGGCAACAGGGAGCUGGAGGGCCACUUCCUCGAAGACGGCGGCUGCGCCUCGCUCCUGGAGGGCCUCAAACUCAACCGCUCGCUCACUUUCCUGGAUCUGUCCUGUCAAAGACUUGGCGACCGCUCUUGCCGUGCGCUCGCCAGCGCAAUCUCGGCCUGCAACCUGCAGGAGCUCCUCCUCCAAGAGAACGAAGUCACCGACAGCGGUGCCCAGUCCCUGCAGGCGUCCCUGAUGCGCAUCCGAGAGUGGCCGAGCUGCCGCAGCAUCAUCCUGGACUUGAGCGCCAACCGCCUCAGCGCCGCUGGUGUGGACCGGGUGCGGCGGGCAAUGGAGCUCUCCAAAGUCUUUCUUGUGCAUCUGCACGACCAGCGGCCAGCCGACGAUGCCUUGAGCAAACCCAUACCUGUGGUAUGACGACUACCCCAUUGGUUAUCGGUGGAUAGAUGGCACCCUCGCUCCUUUGGUGUGCGAUGGACACU